Messenger RNA from Tripterygium wilfordii, 572 nucleotides. RefSeq names its product histidine-containing phosphotransfer protein 4. The record is from RefSeq and is a predicted model, not a curated record. Lineage: Eukaryota; Viridiplantae; Streptophyta; Magnoliopsida; Celastrales; Celastraceae. Gene Ontology annotation, molecular function: histidine phosphotransfer kinase activity; protein histidine kinase binding. Gene Ontology annotation, cellular component: cytoplasm; nucleus. The transcript is spliced from 5 exons. The coding region runs from base 32 to 481 and encodes 149 amino acids. Gene Ontology annotation, biological process: phosphorelay signal transduction system; phosphorylation; cytokinin-activated signaling pathway.
CCUUCUCUUUGUCCACUCCCACAUUUAUACAAUGGAGAGAAACCAUAUGCGUAGGCAGGUGGCACUCAUGAGGCAGUCCCUUUUUGAUCAGGGAUAUGUUGAUGAACAAUUCAUCCAGUUAGAGGAACUGCAAGAUGAAGCUAACCCUAACUUUGUUGAAGAAGUUGUGACAUUGUACUAUAGCGAUUCAACUAGAUUACUCUCCAACAUACAACAGGCAUUGGAAAAGACUCUUGAUUUUAAUAAGCUCGACAGCUAUAUGCACCAAUUCAACGGAAGUAGCACAAGCAUUGGAGCCAAAAAGGUAAAAGCUGAGUGCACAGUCUUCAGGGACUACUGUAAAGCAGCAAAUGGAGAAGGAUGCAUGAGGAGUUUCCAACAAGUGAAGAAAGAACAUGCAACACUGAAAAAGAAGCUUGAAGCAUAUUUCCACCAAGCAAGGCAAGCAGGCCCAAUAGAGACAGCAAGUCGGCCCAAAUAAUUAAUCAACCAAUUAUGAGAUUGGUGAAUUAUAUUAGUACAAAUCCCACAAACAGCUUGGAUUGAUUACAAAUCCAAAAACUUCUAUAUGA